UCAGCCCCACCACCAGCAGCACCAGCAGACAGGCUGUAGGAGUGGAUGAUCCGAGCAGGCGGUCUGUCUGUCGGAGGUGAUACCGUCCUUACCAAACACCCGCUUCCGACUUGGUAACAGGAGACGGUGUCCGGAGGCGGAUGUAUUGAUCUGUUGGUUGUAUGGCCCUUUUCCCCAGCGGAUCCUCCAUGCGUCAGCCCAGGGAAUGGACCAGCAGGAAUCCGCUGCGGCGUCUGCGGGGAGUUUCAUCUCCCUGAAUGAACAUGAACAGAGGUAUUACUCAGGUCUACACAGUCUAUGCCAAGCUGACACUUCAGGAAAAUUGUCGUCCGGUAAAGUGGCGGAGCUGUUCAAGGCGUCUCAGCUCCCUCCAGAAUCCCUGCAUAAAGUGACAGAGGUGUGUGGAGCAAAGCGACUGGGUUUCUUUGGUACACCUCAGUUCUACGUGGCCCUGAAGCUCCUCGCCGCCGCCCAGUCAGGUCUGCCUAUCCGCCUGGAGAGCGUCACGGCCAAUCUACCUCUGCCCAGAUUUGUUGGACUGCAGAAUGACCCUGAGAUGCGAUACACCACUGUCCCACCCGGCGUAGAUGGUCAGGGGCUUCCGGCGCCUGGAUCUGCCUCCUGGACCCCAGCAGACAGGACCACCUUUAGACACCUGGAGUCCAGUGUGGACAAAAAAGAAUCUUGGUCCCCGCCGCGUUCACCAUGCAGCUCACCACCCCGCUCUCCAAUGAAUUACCGCAGCUACUCGUACAGCAAGCAGAGAAAUGGAACAGACCCACAGAUGGUCUAUGAAAGCAAACAUCCUUCCCGUCCGAUUGUUCAGCUGGAGCAGCACUCCUCACCCAGUAACUAUGGAACCAAAGCCACUGUGGAGCAUCCUGUUAUUGUUAGGGCUUCUUCAUCAGAUAGGCUCGAUCAUCAGGGUUUGGUGGACUACUCUGAUGAUGACCCCUGGAGGAUCACGGAGGAACAGCUGGAGUAUUACACCAACCAGUUCAAAAGCCUGCAGCCCGACCUCAGCGCCCUCAUCCUCGGAUCUGUUGCCAAGAACUUCUUCACAAAGUCCAAGCUCCCGAUACCAGAACUUUCCCAUAUUUGGGAGUUGAGUGAUGUGGAUAGAGAUGGAGCUCUCACUUUCUCUGAGUUCUGCACAGCCUUUCACUUGAUUGUGGCACGAAAGAAUGGUUACCCUCUGCCAGAAAGCCUUCCUCCAACCCUGAGGCCAGGCUUCAUACAGCAGGAAGCAGACAUCCCAGAUACUCCUGAAAGCGCUGAGCCUCUUAUUGUCUUUGAGGAUGCUGAACUGAGGAGUAGUCAGCUGGAUCAGAACAUUAUAGAGAGGCUUCAGCCAAGCAUAGCAACAACAAAACAAGAUCUAAAAGAGGAAUCCUGUCAACAAGAUACAACCGUGAUGAUGACAACGCCUCAGCAGAAACAGACUCUACGACUUGAUGCUUUCCCUCAGAGACCAGAGCCGCCUCAGGACCUGGACCCACAGCUGAAGACAAAAACUAGACCAAGGUCCUACUCCAGUACUUCUAUUGAAGAUGCCAUGAAGAAGGCUGAGGAGCCGCCCACCCCUCCACCUCGGCCCCAGAAAACCCACUCCAGAGCCUCCUCGCUGGACCUCAACAAGCUCUUCCAGCAGGGAGCGAUAGGGGUGAAAAGUGGAUGGUUGCCCCCUCCUCCUGCCCUCCCUCCUCGACCUACAACCUCACAGGUUUCUCAUUUUGCUCCAGAGAAAACUCCACAGAAUAAGGUGCAGCAGCCAAACUUUGCUGACUUCAGUCACUUUAGAGAAGAGGAGGAGAACAGGGUCAAAGUUGAAGAACAGGGUCCACGUUCCAGAUUUGGACUAAGUACCGAAGACUUGUCAGGCACUUCAAAACAGGACUUAAUUGGAGCAUCUCAUAGUCAAGCUCCACAGAAGCCAGUCCGCAGGAAAUACCACCCAGAACCUCAGAACCUGGAGUCUGUACCUCCACCUGCAAUGUUUCCAUCUCAUACCAAGCCUGCACAAAAAUUGCCAUCCAGACAGAAGAGGGAGAUCCAGAUGGCGAUCCGCAAGAACAAGGAAACCAAUGCAGUGUUGACACGCCUCAACAGCGAGCUUCAACAGCAACUUAAGGUGGUUCACCAGGAGCGGGUCACCUUGGAGUCCCAGUUGGACCUGCUGCGGCCGCUGGCGUCGACGUGACGGAGCCUCAGGUCCAGUUAGAGUCACAUUCCCGGUGCUCCAACGGGACGACUACGCACCAGUACCAGGAACGUUUGACUGCAGAUACACUAAGCUGUUGUUUAUUUGUAAUGAAUUCAGAAUAAAUGAAUAAGGGCUGUGGAACAGGACAAAGGUGCAGAAUAGACUCAACAAAUACUGAUGUGACUUUGAAUCACAUCCUCAUCUUAAUACGUCUUAUGAUAUGUCACAGGACUAAACCAAGUAUUUUAAUCAUCACUGUAUUUUAUGCACAUGUAAAAUAUCCUGGUAGUCAUUGUGGCAUUGUAACUUAUUUUUUUCUUUUGAGUUACUGUAAGUCUUAUCUUGAAUCUUACUGUACAACUAACAGUUUGUACACAUAUCACACUGUUGCUGUUACUGAUGGGAGCUCUGGAUUACGCAGUCCAGUCUAUAUGCAGUUUACAUUAUGUAUGCAGACAGGGCAACAUGUGUAUCCACACAUGGUCUAACGCAAGUGAUGGUGCUACAGAUUAGUUUUGGAAACUCCUUUUUGCACUUAAUGUUAAAAAAAAAUGCACAUUAGCGAUGUUCCACUUAAUUUUAAACAAAAAAAGUUGCAUCAGACAUGAGUUGAAUUUAAUUUCUUGUAUCUGUUCCAACCUGCACACAAGAGUUGAUUGCUGAAGGUCAGUAGCACAUGAGUCUAUUACUGAAGAAUGUUGACAGUUGUGAAAAUUAAUUUGUCAGAAAUAUGUACAUUUUACUUGAACGUUUGCUUAACAUUCAGUUAUAACUGUUUAAAAUGACAAAAAACUUCUUUUAAGUGAAUGUUGCCCAUUUUUUUAAAGGUAAUGUUAAAAGAAAUGUCUACACUGCAUCCAUACUUUGAGUGAAGUGAAGGAACAUGCAUAAAACAUUCCACAAUAGACCUGUGUUAUCGGUUUUAAUCACUUAAUAUUACAUUUCUCCCAUGUUUUACAGGAUCUAUUGUUUCCAGCAGCCCCUGUCUGUAUGAGCAGACUCUGCUCUGCACAUGUGGUGCUGCUGUAGCUUGUUUUAGACCAUUUUUUCCCUUCACAUCUUAACUGUUCAUGAUGGUCAAUUAGGUGGUUGUAUUCCUGGAUGGCAUGCGUGAUGCUGCAUGUUUGAUACAGUGAACUUUGGAGUGAAAAUUAAUCCUAAAACUUUCUUAAAUGCACAAACUGAGCUCUGGGUUGAGGACAGUAAUCUAACUAAUCAAUAAAUUUGUCUAUUUUUUAU
Sphaeramia orbicularis (orbiculate cardinalfish) is the source of this 3442-nucleotide messenger RNA. RefSeq names its product RALBP1 associated Eps domain containing 2 (gene reps2). Gene Ontology annotation, molecular function: calcium ion binding; protein binding. Bases 206 to 2200 code for a protein of 664 amino acids. Gene Ontology annotation, biological process: endocytosis; endosomal transport. Gene Ontology annotation, cellular component: plasma membrane; cytoplasm. NCBI's taxonomy places the organism in Eukaryota, Metazoa, Chordata, Actinopteri, Kurtiformes, Apogonidae. The transcript is spliced from 19 exons. The record is from RefSeq and is a predicted model, not a curated record.